AUGUUUUCGACUUUACGAAAUAGUACUAGAUAUUGUUUGCUUCCAUUUUCAAUUGCCAACAUAUUUAGUGCUGAUAAACUAGAUAAUUUAACAGAAACCGAAAAAAAAUCUGAUAGAACUUCAUUGAAAAAUGAAACUGGAUGGGAUCGAUUAAAGAAAAUGUUCGAAGUAAAUGAAUUUGGUAAUUUAACUAACGAAGUUAACUCAAUUUUACAAGUAGCAUGCAUGAGCAUAUUUGUGGGAGCUCUAUAUGGUGGUGUUAUUAAUAGUAGAGCUGCAUACCUUGAAUUUAUGAGAAGCAAUGAAGCAACUUCUUUCGCAAAUCAUUUAGAAGCAAAGAAAAAAUUGCAAGAAGCUGUAACGAACAGUUUUGCUAAAGGUGCUUUCAAAUGGGGAUGGAGAAUAGCUUUAUUCAGUACAAGUUUUGUAGCUAUUUCAACAAUGAUACAAACAUACAAGGGUGAAUAUGGAAUUUCAGAAUAUGUAGUAGCUGGAGGAUUAACAGGAACAAUGUAUAAAUUUAAUAUGGGCCCAAGAGGAUGGGUUGUUGGAGGAGGUUUAGGCUCAGUUUUGGGAUUAGGUUGUGGUGCUGCGACUUUAGGACUUCUAAAAUUGGCUGGUAUUUCAAUGCAGGAAGCCCGCUACUGGCAAAACCAUUGGCAAGAUAACAGAACUAAAUAUUUUAGGAAGGGAAUGGCAGAAUACAUAGAAAAAGAAAAUUUUGCUGUCAUUAAAAUACAUGAUGAAGAAAUAGGUGAAAAAGGAAAAGAUAUUGCAAAUUUAGUAGAUGAUAGUAAAAAAGAGGUAGAAAAAAGUAAAUAG
Messenger RNA from Psylliodes chrysocephalus, 822 nucleotides. The record is from the annotation of a GenBank genome assembly. Lineage: Eukaryota; Metazoa; Arthropoda; Insecta; Coleoptera; Chrysomelidae.